UUUGCAUCGGUUAGGACUCAUUUUUGUGUUGCUGGUGUCUCUCUCUCUUUCUUUACCAAUUUCCAGAACACAACGCCAGAUACCUCUAACAACAACAACAAAAAACAGACGAUCCCCGCCCUCAACCAAAAAAAGAAAUGCUGCAAGAUAUGAAGCAGAGACAGUUUCGAAGGGGAAGGAUUAAGAUUCCCAUGUUUGUUGUUUGUGUUGGUUUGUUUCUUUGCUUCUCAAAUGUUAAUGCUUCCAUUCAUGAGUAUAGAAUGGAAGCUUUUAGCCCAAAAUCCGAUGCUUUCUUUUUCCAUGGAGGCAGUGAAGGUCUCUAUGCUUCUAAGAUCCAUGAACCCACCACUGAUGCUUCUUCUGAAACCAAACCAUCUUUCAAGGGGAAGUCCAUCAUCAGUUUUGAUCCGGUCACCUUUGUGAGACCGAAAGAGACUGCAAAGAGCCAUCAUCAGAUGCAGCAGAACACGGGAUUAGUGGAAGCAAUCAUACUCGAAGUUAAAGAUAGAGCAAGGAUUGGAGGGUCUUCUUUAAAAUCCGAUGCCAUUUGCUGCAACAAACAACUUGCGGACCAAGGGUCCUGCAACCAAGGUGAGGUUAUCAUCCAACAUAACCCGAACAACCUUGGGUGGCCUAAACGGAUUAAGACCUUUUUCCAAGGAGACAAUGAAGAAGCUAAAAUGGAUGUUGAAACAGUUGAGAUAAACAGCACCGGGAUGUACUACCUUUAUUUUAUGUUCUGCGAUCCCCAACUCAAGGGUACUCUUAUUAAAGGAAGGACCGUGUGGAAGAACCCCAAUGGUUAUUUACCUGGGAAGAUGGCUCCGUUGAUGACAUUUUAUGGUCUCAUGUCUUUGGCUUACCUUGUGCUUGGCCUUGCCUGGUUUCUAAGGUUCGUUCAGUUCUGGAAGGAUAUCAUCCAUUUACACUACCAUAUCACCCUUGUUAUUGCUCUUGGAAUGUGUGAGAUGGCUGUCUGGUACUUCGAAUAUUCUAAUUUCAAUUCAACUGGGACCAGACCAAUGGGUAUUACAUUGUGGGCAGUCACAUUUGGCUCUGUUAAGAAAACUUUAGCUCGCCUUCUUCUUUUGGUGGUUUCCAUGGGCUUUGGUGUAGUGAGGCCAACACUUGGUGGCUUAACAUCCAAAGUAGUUCUGCUUGGUCUGAUAUAUUUUAUUGCGACAGAGGCACUUGAGCUAGUAGAACACUUGGGGAACAUUAAUGACUUUUCUGGGAAAGCAAAGUUAGUUUUGGUACUACCUGUUGCGUUUUUGGAUGCUUGUUUUAUUCUAUGGAUUUUCUCAUCACUGUCAAAAACUUUGGAGAAACUUCAGAUGAGAAGAAACUUGGCAAAAUUGGAGUUAUACCGCAAGUUCACUAAUGCACUUGCCGUGUCUGUGUUGCUUUCUAUUGCUUGGAUCGGCUUUGAGCUAUACUUCAAUGCAACUGAUCCACUGAGUGAGUUUUGGCAAAUUGCAUGGAUCAUCCCAGCUUUCUGGAAUAUGCUUGCGUACUGUCUCUUGGUGGUCAUAUGUGUUCUCUGGGCUCCUUCACGUAACCCAACGAGAUAUGCAUACAUGGAGGGGAUGGGUGAGGACUCCGAUGAGGAGGGUAUUGCAUUGACCGGAAACAGUGGGGACAUGGCAAUGAAGCUGGAAAGGCAGGCAAUCGGAGAUGAUCUUGAAGAGGAUAAGCGUGAAUAGAUUGACAACCUCCAUGUAUAAUACUAAAAAAUCCUAUUGAAGCUUCGGUUGCAUACCUAGGAAAUAUCAGCAUACCUUGAAUAUCCGGUCUGUGUCAUAUGUAUAAAGAACUCGUGACAGAAACACUUGGAGAAGGCAUGAACAAAGAGAAAAUUGCAGUAUUGGUGAAAUAUUAUAGCUCAACUGUAAUGGUCUGACCAGUGCUAAUUUAAGCAAUGAGCAAAGCCAACCUUGUGUUUAGCUCAUCUUCAGGUUGUCAUGCCUCAUUUCUCACCAUACCAGUAUACCAUAGCAUAGUAUGUUCUAAUUAAAAUCUUUGUUAUUAUAUCUAUGAAUACUAUGGUAGCUUAAAGUUCAUACUUUUCUGAUAAA
Gossypium raimondii (Peruvian cotton) is the source of this 2075-nucleotide messenger RNA. RefSeq lists its product as uncharacterized. Gene Ontology annotation, biological process: transport. The coding region runs from base 138 to 1703 and encodes 521 amino acids. The transcript is spliced from 5 exons. The record is from RefSeq and is a predicted model, not a curated record. NCBI's taxonomy places the organism in Eukaryota, Viridiplantae, Streptophyta, Magnoliopsida, Malvales, Malvaceae. Gene Ontology annotation, cellular component: membrane; Golgi apparatus.